CAUCUUCCUUCCCCCUUGUCGAGCUAGUCCUCUUUGCUACCAGCGCACCACGAGCAGGUCUCGAGUCGGUUACUUCGUCCUUUGCUAACUCUACUUGAACUCUUGUCCGCUCUUUGUCUCCUCGCCCAAUCAAGUUCAAGAUGCGUUUCUUCACUGUCGCUGCUGCUCUCCUGCCCGUCGGUGUCGCCCUCGCCCAGACUACCCAUGUCGUCAAGGUCGGCGGGAAUGCAUCCCUCACCUACACCCCCAACCAGCUCACUGGUGUCGCCAACGGGGAUGUCAUUCAGUUCCAGUUCUUGGACAAGAACCACACCGUCACCCAGUCUACUUUCGCUGCCCCCUGCUCCAACAUCACCGAUGCGACCGGCGCCGUGACCGGCGUUGAUUCUGGCUUCCAGUUCGUCCCAGCCGGCGCGACGCAAUUCCCUGUCUGGCAAAUCACCGUCAACAACGCUUCGGCUCCGCUCUGGUUCUUCUGCCGUCAGGCUACGCACUGCCAGGCCGGUAUGGUCUUCGCCGUUAACCCCACCGCUGCGAAGACGUAUGACGCCUUCAAGGCCAACGCCGCGCAGUCGGUCGCCGUGAACGGAUCGCCCGCUCCAGCCAACGGUACCACGGGCUCCACCGGCGCCCCUGCAUCGAGUGCCAGUGGUUCAACUGGUGGUGCCGUUGGUACUGCAGCUGCUUCCGGCUCGACCCCGUCGCCAUCGGCGGCUGGUACGGCGGGUAACGGUGCCAGUGCGCUCUCGUUCUCCGGCGUGACCCUCCUGUCGCUCGCCGGUCUCUCUCUCGGUCUCCUCCUCUAAGCUCCCUGAUGAGCCUUGCUCCCCCGCUCUAAUCGGGUGCUGCACGCUUAGGGCUGGCCGAGAAGGGAUGUGGGGGCUUAUCGUUAUUAGUGAAUUUGCGUAUCUUACUGGGUUCCGAGGACACUUCAUGACAUACGAGCGACACAACGCAUUGUUUACUACAAGUUAGCUUUGAGCCCCGCGCGACGCGCAGGGCGUGGACAUUUCUUCACAAGUAGCCUCAUGUCAACGAUGUGCCGCUGGUACAAAAGGCAAUACAAGGGAUUGGUUUGAACGCCA
Messenger RNA from Dichomitus squalens LYAD-421 SS1, 1085 nucleotides. RefSeq lists its product as uncharacterized. The record is from RefSeq and is a predicted model, not a curated record. The transcript is spliced from 4 exons. Lineage: Eukaryota; Fungi; Basidiomycota; Agaricomycetes; Polyporales; Polyporaceae. Bases 141 to 806 code for a protein of 221 amino acids.